This is a messenger RNA of Ficedula albicollis (Collared flycatcher), 3615 nucleotides long. It is a transcript of the gene PPP1R3B, whose product is annotated as protein phosphatase 1 regulatory subunit 3B. Gene Ontology annotation, biological process: regulation of glycogen biosynthetic process. Gene Ontology annotation, cellular component: protein phosphatase type 1 complex. Gene Ontology annotation, molecular function: protein phosphatase 1 binding; glycogen binding. The transcript is spliced from 2 exons. The record is from RefSeq and is a predicted model, not a curated record. NCBI's taxonomy places the organism in Eukaryota, Metazoa, Chordata, Aves, Passeriformes, Muscicapidae. Bases 265 to 1164 code for a protein of 299 amino acids.
UUGGCUGGCGUUGCGGAGGGGGCGGGCUGUAGCGAGUGAGCACCGCCCGGGGGGCUCCUCUGGUAAGCGGGCUGUGCCCACGGGGCCUGCCCUGGAUCGGGGAGGAGGAGGAGGAGGGGGUGCGGAGCUUCCGAGCGCUGCUUCAGCCUUGUCACGGCUGCCAACUUUGGCUCGGCAAGUGCUGCACGCCCAGCCCUGUGCAAGGGGUCUCCUGUCCCCAGGGAGCUUGGGAAGCAGAGCGGAGGCAGCCGAAGGGGUUCGAUAAUGGAGAUAGUAUUAGACUAUUUCCCUCAUAAGCAAGCAAUGGCUGUGGACGUCGCAAUGCAGCUGUACCUGUGCUCAUCACCCUUGCGAAGAGAGAAGUGUGCCUGCAAAAUUGCUUCAAAGCCAAGCAAGCCACUGAGGCCCUGCAUCCAGCUGAGCAACAAGACUGCACUGAAUGGACCAGAAGAGGCAGCAAACUCCUUCACACACAACAAAGCAAAGAAGAAAGUGUCAUUUGCAGAUAGCAGAGGCUUUGCUCUGACAAUGGUGAAGGUCUUCUCAGAGUUUGAAGAUCCUCUAGAUAUUCCUUUCAACAUCACAGAGCUGAUAGACAACAUUGUGGGUCUGACAACAGUGGAGAAGGACAACUUUGUUCUGGAUUUCGUUCAGCCCUCUGUAGACUACCUGGACUUCAGAAACCGCCUCCAGACAGACUGUGUCUGUCUGGAAAACUGUAUGCUAAAGGAAAAAUCUAUUGUGGGAACAGUGAAGGUGAAGAACCUCGCUUUUGAAAAGACAGUGAAGAUCCGGAUGACAUUUGAUACAUGGAAAAGCUUUUUAGAUCACCCAUGCCAGUAUGUCAAGGAUAUGUAUGGAGGGUCAGAUCAGGACACGUUUUCUUUUGACAUCAACUUGCCUGAGGGAAUUCAAUCACAUGAAAGAGUUGAGUUUGCCAUUUCCUUUGAGUGCAAUGGGAGGGUGUACUGGGACAACAACAGGGGCACAAAUUACAGGAUCAUACGGUCAGAACUGAAGUCUGCCCAGGAAGCUCUCCGUCCCCCACAGGCUCCUGACUUUGGCAGUGCAUUUGACCGGUUUGGGAGCCCUCGGUGCUCCUAUGGCCUCUUUCCUGAGUGGCCCAGUUAUUCAGGCUAUGAAAAGCUUGGGCCCUACUAUUGACAAAGGUCAGGCUGACUAACUGUUGCUGGUGUGUCUGCAGGCCUUGGGGCUGGUCUGAACAUAGGUGUAUGAAUAGGUGGAAGAAGUAUGGCUCUGUGUAGCUUAGCAUAAGCCUCCCAAAACCAGAUGUGCAGUGUGUCAGGGGGCUUAUAGUCAGAGAAGCAAAUCUGGCUUUCCAGAUGAUCAGAGGACCAGGGACUGCUCAUGUCUCUUCAGCAUUUCUUCCUCUUCAGUAAAGAUGCCAUUGUCCAGGGAAACACUACAGUGCUUAUAUUGCCUGUUCAAGCUGUGUAGUGGUGGCUGCUUUGUAUUGCCUGCCUAGUAUUAAUAGGCUCUUUCACAAUAUGUACUAGUAUUAUAUUGUUUGUGGGCUCUACUACAGCUGCAGGGCUCUCCUUGAAAAGCCAGGCUGUGCCUGUCAGGAAAUAGUGUGGUUGGAUUGCUGGGAAUGGAGUCUUCUCUUUGCACAUAUCCUUGUAGUGAGGCCCUUCCUGCUAGUGAGGCAGAAAGCAUGUUUUGGAAGUGAAAUGCAAUGUGAUGACAGGAAGUGUGGUCCUACAGCCUGCUGUAUUAGGAGAUACACCUGUGGGAGAAGAUCUGAUCUGAUAUGCUCAGUCACAGGUUGUUACAUCAGAUGAGCUUGAAAAUGUCUCAUACCACUGGUGUUACAGCUGUGGGUUGACAUCCUUGACUGUCUUCUUCAAAACCUUCCUGUUUCUUUAAUCACAAGUGAUCAAUGAUGCUUUUCUCCCCCUUGAUGGAUGUCUGAAGUUGGCUGUGCUGGACCCUGAAAAUGCAUUUUAUUCUCCUGUGGGCUGUAAACCAGAGUUUUGUCCAGCUGGAGCCCACGGUCCUGUGCAGGAGACUCUGCUCAGGUGUUACAGGAGCUAAAUGCAAACAGACCCCAUGGCUGUCUAUGCUGCAUCCUGUACAGUAAGGUGGCUGUUGUGUACCUAUGUUGGUGGAAGUGCCUUGACUGAGAAAGAAGUGGUAUGUGCAAUCCCAGCAAUGUUGUGGGAUGAAAUGCUUUGGAACUGAUCUUGCUUUUAAGAUCUGGUAAUAGUUUGUUACUCUGUGCCAUAGACUGCAUGACAGAUAAAGGCAUAGCACUGCUUGCAUGUAAAGGUGCUGUGGCUGUCCUGGAUGAAUGUGCUGGGCUUCCCUUGCUGCUAGAGCAGUAUCUGUCAGUUUGACCUGCAGAUGCCCAGACUUUGCAUCUCUGACCAUGAAAAGUGGCUCACCCCACCUAUGUAAAGAACUAGUCAUGAGGAGAGUGAGAUGUGGGGUUAUCCUGACAGUACCUCUGCAUUUGAGACAAAUCACAGAUGUAAGCCAUCCCACAAUUAAAGAGGUGGCUUGUCUUCUGGAUGUGUGCUGAGGUGGUGAGCUUGGCUGAGCCAAACAGCCUUACAGACCUUCUUGGAUGCUAACUGAGCAGAAUUAACUUAAUCCCUCAGCUCAAAGAGAGAGUGCUGAACAGUUUGUAGAAAUAGAGGUCAAGGGAAUACUUCUUUUUCUAGUGCAUAAGCUUUAUAUAAUUUUGGGUGCCUCUGGCAGCCUGUGGAUGUGAUGGAGAGAAGCAACUUUGUUAACAUAGCUUUUAAUUCUGGAGACUACUGUAUAAACACUUAGAAGCUGUUUUACCCUAACCUAGAAGGGAUACUCGGAUCACUCUUGGAUAUCAAAAAGGACAGGAGCUUGAAGGAAGAAUAGCUGGCCUUGAACUGCUGCUUUUUCAAAAUACAGAAUCAGUAUAGGUCUUCAGUGUGCCUGAUCACUUAGUCAAGGUUGUGAAUUGCUUGCUAGCUCAGAGCUCAUCAGGUUUGGUUCCUCUGUUCGAACAGCUUCCCAAGUCAGCCCUUAGAGCCUGCAUCUGGUUUCUCUGGAAGGGACUGUUGCCUAGCUUGGCUUGGUUUUAAACUUAAAGCAAGUUUGAAUCACACUGAUGCUUUCUAUUUAUUUAGUGUAUGGUGUUGAUGUUGUAAGACACUGACUGUAGAAAAGCUGUGUUCUCCUGGCACAUUCUUGUGCCUAUGGAGAGCUGUUUGUGAGCCAAAACAAAGCAUGUGGGUCUGGGGUGCUAUGGAUGUUGAUAUCUCCUUACAGGCUUGUUUUCAGGCUGUCCAUUGGGUGUGCUUAGGGAGGAACGUGAAAGAUAAGCUAGAAGAGCAGUGCCAUAAGUGAAAGCUGUGUUGGGAACUGACUAUUUGAUCAAUUGCAGUUUAAAAAUACUACUUGUGGCCUUUCCCUUUUUUCAUUCCCAGUGUGAACAUAGAAGUGAGGGGGUUCCUCUCCUUGCUCUAUGCCUGGAAGUGCCUUGUAGGAUGUUUUGCAUGAUUGUUUUUAAAAUAUAUUUUUGUACACAACAUUCAAGUGGAAAAUGCACUUUAUAAUUGCCACAUAAUGACUCUUUUAAAAAUAUGUCUGUUUUAAUCUAAUUGUUAAAAUAAA